AUGGGAGACGCCUCUGCUUCCUACAUCCGCAUGGUGAUUCUAGAGAGAGAGAGAGAGAGAAAGUUUGAGUGGUCUUUCCCAUACGCUGGCUGAUAUGGUUCUGGGUGUUUGGUUUCCAGGUGCAACACUUGAUCGAGAAGUGCCUCGUCUUCCGCAUGAACAGGGAGGAGAGCGUUGAAGCGCUUUCCAAGUACGCCGGCAUCAAGCCCGUCAUCACUUCCACCGGUGCGCCGCCGCUCCCUCUCUCUGUCUCUGUUUCUGUUCUGAGACUGCGAUUCCGGUCCAGUUUGGAAGGAGCUGGAGAAGGAGAACAGGGAGUUCUUCGAGGCCUACGAGCGUCAAAUGGAGGACCGACCUUCCCGAGAGGAGCCUCCCCACAAGAUCCAGGCUGUGCUCUCAGACUUCGCCUCCAAAGCUUCCGACGACUGA
Spirodela intermedia is the source of this 429-nucleotide messenger RNA. The record is from the annotation of a GenBank genome assembly. NCBI's taxonomy places the organism in Eukaryota, Viridiplantae, Streptophyta, Magnoliopsida, Alismatales, Araceae.